Molecule: messenger RNA, 9237 nt
Organism: Cladocopium goreaui
Lineage: Eukaryota; Dinophyceae; Suessiales; Symbiodiniaceae
Source: the annotation of a GenBank genome assembly
AUGGGAAAGGGCUCCCGUCUUUCACUGGUGAUGGAUUGUGUUACCCAUACUGGGGAAUCAAUGAUUGGAGUUACGGUCCCUGACAGUAAGCAGAUUAGGGUGCUGGGAGCCAUCAACCCCCAAAUCAAGGGUUGUCGACGAGUCACCUUGUUUGAUGUGGUUUUAGAAAACCCUGGCAAGAUCCUGGAUGUCCACCUUGAUGAGCAGUCUGCUGUCAUUGCACAUGGACUUCGCCCUGCUGAGGAUGUCUUCAGGUGUGUUGAACUGUGUUCGGGGAUUGCCUGUUCUAGCUCGGGUCUUCAACAUGCUGGUUUCCGUCAUGUGUGCAGUGUUGAGUGGCGUGCCCCUUUUGUGGACUUGCACCGAACCUCCAAACCUGGAAUUCCCGUCAUCCAUGGGGACAUUUGCAAUCCUUCAUGUCUCAAAGAAGUGGCCUGCAAAGUUGACCCACCUUUCACGUUGAUGACUGGUUUCUCAUGUCAGCCAUACUCCACAGGUGGUUCACAAGGUGGUUCAAAUGAUGAGAGGUCAGACACCGUUCCUGCCACUGUUCGAGCUGUGCACUUGUUCCAGUGUCCUAUACUCAUCAUUGAAAAUGUGACCCAAGCACGUUCCAACCAGUUUGUCCGGGCCUGUUUGCAGCAACUUGAGACGGUUCUUGGGUACCAUGUUUCUGAGCUGACGUUGAAGUUGGAGGACAACUGGUGUGCUAGGCGUCACAGGUGGUGGUUUGUGGCUGUUCACCCUGCCUUUGGGCCUGUCACUCUCACUGAUUGGCCGAAAAGUCCAAGUCUGACGAUCCGUGAUGUCAUGCCCUUUAUCAAGUCGUGGCCCAUUGAGGACUUGGAACAACUCAGGUUGUCACCCCGUGAGGCUGAUCGUUUCAUGAUGGAUGGCUCGUCACUGAGGAAAUACAUGAUUCAGACCGAAGGCAAGUUGCCGACCAGCCUUCACUCGUGUGGCAGUCAGGCAGGUGAGUGUCCUUGUGGUUGCCGCAGAGCCUUUAGUGAUCAGUUGCUACGUCAGAGAGGAGUGUAUGCCCAGUUGAUUCAACUUCACUCUGCCGAUGGUGGAAUUGGAUACAGGCACUUGCACCCGAUCGAGCUGUCCUUGCUCAACGCCAUGAUACCACCUGAGUCUUGGAUGUCUCGUGACAAACCAUGCCUUCGACUUUGUUUGAGUGCCAUAGGCCAACUUGCCUCGCCUUUGCAGUCGGUUUGGGUUGGGUCAUGCCUCAUGCAGCACUUGUGUCAAGUUUUGGAAUUGCCAGCGGUUGCACCGAUUGAAAGCCUUUAUACUUUCAAAUCCCAGUUGCGUGCUUUUGCCAAAGACCUUUUUCCAGAUGUUGCAUCAGGACCUAGCCCAGCGGUGUGGACGACCUUGGUGUAUCCUGACAACACUAAGGUUCAUGUUCAGGUGCAGCCGGAAACGACCGUCAUUGAGCUUUUUCAGGCAGAAAUGGCAUUGUCACGUGAGGUCACUUCCGAUCAGUGGAUUGAUGCCUCGACUGGACAGCAGCUGGACUAUUUCACAUGUGUUGCAGGUCUUGAGAUUCGUGUGAAAGGUCCUGGAUCCGACUUGUCGAAUCCUUCUGGACUUCCCUCUUGGACUUCCUCUGUUCAGCCCAUCCCUGUGGUUUUUGAUGACCCUGAGCAAGAAGAUGCUCUCAUGUCGACUUCCGGUCCUUCCAGUGUCCCACAUGUUGUGGUGCCUUCCGGCGUGCCCCUUGGUGUCCCAGAUGUGUCGGUCAGUGGCAGUGCUGUUGAUUCUGUGCACGGGCAUCGUGUUGAUCCAGGCCAUGUCAUGGACACACUGCAUGGAUUGCGCAGUUUGACUGGACACCAACUUGCUGACUUGGUCCCCCCAUUGGUUCCGGAUGUGUCUUCUUGCCUGAUGUUUCGCCGUGAAAUGGUCAACUUGGAAUCUUGGCUUGAGGUGUUAUCUCAUGAGGGACUUGCCAUGGGUGAUGAUGAGCUCAAUAUCCACCUCAAAGCAUGUGUCAAAUUAUGCGGCAGACCCGAAGUCCAAUACCUCGACCCGUUGUUGGCUAGCAGUUGGCUUCAAGGUGGCUCCACUGAUGCUGUUCGUGAAUGGUUGGCCCAAUUCCCCGACCUGACUACCAUUGUCACGGUAGUGUCUGCCAAGGGUCAUUGGCUUCCAAUUGUUUGGACUGCUGGAAUUUCUGAUGUCCAGGUUGCGCUGUGGGAACAUGUUGAAGUCGAUGUUGAUUUCUUGAACCCCCUCCAUGGACUUGUCAGCUCUUCGUGGGGUCGUCCCAUGUUUGGUCUUGCCUGCACUAGGCGUUCCUUUGCCCGUGGGCUUUGUGGUGCUGCUGCAGUGGCGUUUGUGUCACAUCGUCUUCUUGGCCAUGACCUGCCCAGUUCAUAUGAUGCCUUGUUGCUCCUGCACCAGGACCUGAAAGCCAGUUUUGCUGCCACAUGUAACACUGCCGCUGUGUUGCCAAAGCCCUGGUGUUGGGGUUUGGGGACAGUCGAUGUCUUUGGCCUAGCCAGUGAACUUCUGCAAGCUCAUGGGGUGCCGGCCUCCCAAGCUACUCUGCGUGCCAAAUUGGUUGUCCAGUCCCUUGGAAAAGCUGAGGUUCAGAAAGCAUUGCAUGGUGUUUCCCCUUGGAAAUCCCUUAAAGCCCUUGCCAAUUUGCAGUCGCCGCCUUUGCAGAUGGUUCUGCCUGAUGAACAGGCUCAACAUAGCCAGGUGAAACAACCGCAGAAGCAGCCAGGUAAGCCCAAGAAAGCCGCCGCGGCUAACAAGUUUGCACCUACUCGGCCUGCUGAACUAGACCCGUCAAAGCUUCUUCUUGAAACUGGGGCCUUCUGUGUCGGACACGAUGAGCCAGUUAGCCAGGUGUCGUUUGCCACUUUAGGUCCUCUUGCAUCCGGCAUCGCCUUGGCCACUUAUCCAGAUGCACUUCCCUUUUUGCAGGCAGGCAAGUUGCUCACCAACCAUGGCUUGGCUUUGAUGGUUUUGAAUCCACCGAGUGAGGUCCAGACCACUUUGAUCACUGCCACUGUCCGUUUUGCCGCUCGAUGUAGCAUGAAUCAGGAGCCAAUGAUCGUCACUGGAUUGCUGGUUCAGCUUGGCAAGACUUGUGUGUACCAAUAUACAGCCAAAGACACACCAGCUGUCAUUGCCACUGAUGUUGCCUGUGCCCGUGUCACCGUCUUUAAAGAUCAGUGGGAGCAUGAUUGGGAAGAGUUUGCCAGCCGCCCUGUCAAGCAUGUCCUGUCAGUCCUGCAGUGUCUCCAAACGUGCCGCAAUGGCAUUGAUUGCAGUUGCCCUGGUUGGCACCCGGGACAGGACCAAUCGCCAGAUGCUGUCUUGGAUGUGUUCCGAAGACAAUACUACAAUGACUCAGGCAGGCCUGUCAAGUGGGACAAAGCCACCCAUUUUGCAGUCUUCAUCAGGUAUGUCAAGUGUCUGGAGUCCCAUGUUCUUGCCGCAAGUGGCCAGCACGGUGUUUACAUCGAACCCAAGACCGAGGAUGCACUUAAGCCGCAUGGUGAGUAUCAGGUGGUGUGGUUGCCUCAGAUGGACUUUCAGGCGGUGUCCCAUAAGGCCAAGUGUGAAGUGGAUUGCCUUGGACUUGCUCGCACAGGUCAACGUUAUGGGCUCCGGGUUCAUGUCAAGGACUUCCAACGGCUGUUCACUCAGGUCAAACCAGAUGCUGUCUACUUAGCUCCGGGACACAGAACCAUGUACCACUGCGGCCCUUGGCCUUUUGGUAGUGACCGCAAAAGCAUUGCACGAAUCCUGCGAGCCAGCCAUUGGGAAUGCCGACCACUGCAGCCAGUCCAACACGUGCCAGGUGGUUUGAUGUGGUCUGUCCAAGCUGUGACUGAGCCUCCCGUCAGGGUUUUGUCUUUGCAGCAUGGUCAGGUCGUCAUCACGUGCCCUGACUUGAAAUCCCCAGUGCCUGAUGUUGAAGCCCAAGUUGUCGGUCAUGCUGCCACUGUGAACCUGUGCCGUCCGUCCGAGGCUGCUUGCUCAGACCCGUGGUUGACCAGUGACCCAUGGUCGAAAGCGGUUAGUGCUGCGCCAACACUGCCUGCAGGGCCCCCUGCCCAACCGGUCUUGCAAGAACUGGAGCAGCGCAUUGAACAAAGUAUUCUUGCAAAGCUGCCCCCAUCAGACAAGAUGGACAUCGAUGACCAGGAUCAUCGGUUGCAACUGCUUGAAGCCCAGGUGCAGCAGUUGAGCCAUAGACAGGCCAGCUUGGAGACCACUGUCCAAGACAAUCACCAACAGAACACGGCCCAGGUUCAGACCUUGCAGCAGCAGAUGAAGGUUCAGAUGGACUUGCAGACGCAUCAGAUGCAGUCGGUGACCCCGGGGCGACCUCGCUCCAUUUGGGCCUUUUUGCGAUUUGUUUUAGUUUUGAUGAUGUGCCGCAUUGGUGAAGCUCGAGUUCCCGGCCCUGACUCCGACACAUGGACACUUGGGAUUGUCAAUCCCUCGGGAUUGCAGGGGAAAUACCAUGUGCUGGAUAGCGUCAAUGCUGAAGUGCUAGCCAUUAGCGAGACACACUUGUCUGCCCAGGCCAAACGUGGGUUGGCUUACUCUUUUCGGUCUCACAAGUCACGGUUCAAACAUGUUCUGACAGGAGCACCCAUGGCUCCUAGAUCGCUCUCCAGUGAUGCCGGACAAUGGGCUGGGGCGGCCUUUGCCUCAGCCUAUCCUUGUCGCACAAUUGCAGCUCCUUGGCCUAGUGACCUGUAUGAAACUGGGCGCAUUCAGUUUGCAGCUUUUCACACCCCAUCGGAUUGGAUUUCUGGGGCUGUGAUUUAUGGCUACCCCGAAGGUAAGACUCACACCAAUGCUCAUGCCAAAACUGAAGCCAUUUUGGACUUUGCAUGGACUCGCCUCCAGGCACAGACUGGCCCUCGAUUUAUGGCCGGGGAUUGGAAUUUCACCCCUGAUCGGCUUCAGUUGGUCUCGCACAUGCAAGCAGCUGGGUGGGUUGAAGUGCAAGAUCAUGCCAGGUCUCUCACUGGCCAAGCCGUUGUGCCCACCUGCAAACAGACGACUAGGAAAGAUUUCCUUUGGAUGUCGCCUGAGUUGGCCCUUGGAUUUACUGCCCUUCGGAUUGACCCGCAGGUUUUUGCUGACCACUCGGUUCUCCUUGCGACCUUUGUUGGGGGGAAAGCACAUCUUGAAAGAUUUGUUUGGCCGUGUCCUCAACCCAUUGCUUGGACUUCCGUGCCUGACCUCCCGACACCUGUUUGUUUUGCAUGCCCAUUAGAUCCCACUGCCCAGUAUGCAGAUCUCUGGCGUCAGAAAGAAGCUCUUGCCGAGGCUGCCCUUGCCCAUGAAUGGAGCCCUGCCAUGGCUGGACGAGGCCAACAGACCAAACCGCGCAGGGUUGUUGGGCGUCUUGCACCUCUCAGACAAGGCAGGAUGGAUGAUGUUCAGCCUGGGUUCUUUGGAUUUUCUGCUCUCCAUGUUAAACGGUUUAAACAACUGCGUAGAUUGCAGAAUUAUUGCAGGUGGGCUGACAACCAUGCCGCCAAUCACACCAGUGAUAGUCUUCAUGGAAUUGGACUUUGGAAUUCCAUCCUCCAUGCCUCUGGAUUUGGCGUCUCCUUUUCCAGUUGGUGGCCUUCCCGGUGUUACGUCAGUCCCCUUGACCCUCCGGCCAUUCCCCCGUUUUGUCCCAGUCCCUUGGUUGCCCGGCAAGUUUAUGAUGCUUUGCUCGCUGAUGUCAGGUUGUUGGAGCAAAGACUGACGAUGGCCAAGAAAGCUCACAGGGUCGCUCACCAUGACCGUGAUCAUCAGUUGGUCUUCCGUGAUGUUGCACGCCCUGUGGCUGCCCCAGUUGAGACCCUUGUUCAUCGCGUUGAGGCCAAAGUUGCGUUUGUGGACCAGUCCGAGUGUGCCAUUGAAUUGGAUCGCUCUGUCCAUGUCCUGCCUGAUGAGCCUGUCUGGGUUUCAGGGCAAGUGCAUGAAGUUAUACAUGCUGAAGGAGACAAAGUUUGGGUCCAUGAUGUGACCACUGUCCAAGUCAAUGAUGUCUGUGUUCAGACCAAGCCUGUUGGUGACCUGCAAGCACUUUUUGAUGCUUUCCAUGAACAAUGGAGAUUGCGGUGGUGUCGACAUGAUGGAGUCCCCUUCAGUCGUUGGCAAGAACUUCUGGAUUUUGCCCGCCAGAUCAUUCGUCCCACUGCUGUGCCUCACCUUGCGGUUGACAGUGCUUUGCUCCAGGCAGAAGUUCAUCGGAAAAAGAAAAGAGCCGCAACUGGCCUUGAUGGUGUCAGCAGGAGCGACCUUGUCAUGGCGGAUCCUGCCACCCUGGCCAGUCUUACCAAGGUGUACCAGCGGGCUGAAACUGAUGGGGCUUGGCCAGCUCAACUUGUUGCUGGAAAGGUACACUCUUUGGCCAAGACGGAAUCUGCUUCCACUGUUGGGGAUUACAGACCCAUAACAAUCUUUGGCUUGCCUUAUCGAGCUUGGAGCAGCAUUCAAUCCCGACACCUGUUAGCGUUUGCUGAUCAGUGGGUUGAUGAUAGUGUUUUUGGAAACCGAAGGGGAAGACAGGCCUCCGACCUGUGGCUCCAGUUGCUCACUCAGAUCGAGCAGGCCUAUACCUCCUCGACCGGUUUGGCUGGGAUUUCAGCUGACAUUGAGAAAUGUUUCAACUGCAUCCCUCGGUUUCCUGCACUGUGUCUUGCUGUGUUGGUUGGCACCCCGCAUGAGGUCACCACUGCAUGGAGCGGUGCCCUGGCCAGCAUGUGUCGUCACUUCAAAGUUCGGGAGUCUUUCUCUUCAGGGUUCCUGACUUCUACUGGUCUUGCUGAGGGUUGUGGUUUGUCAGUUUUUGGCAUGCUGCUGGUUGACCACCUUUUCGCUUGCUGGUUGAGGUUCCAAGCCCCUCCUGUGCACUGCCUUACUUAUGUUGACGAUUGGCAGACCAUCACCCGGGAUGUGGAUUACACCGUUCGCCAGCUUGAGUUGGUUGAGCAGUUUGCUGCCUUGAUCGACCUGACCGUCGAUCGCAAGAAAACCUUCGGUUGGGCUACCUGCCCUGACAUGCGGCGCCUCAUGAGGGACAAAGGCAUUCGGGUUUUACACCAUGCCCGUGAACUUGGGGGUCACAUGGGUAUCUCCAAGCAGUACACCAAUUGUACUGUGACCCAACUUCGCUCCAGUAAUGCCAGAUACAAAGCAAAGGUGUACAUGCUCCGUGCUGUUGCUUGGCCGAGAGGCCUUCAUGCCAUCUCCAGUGCUCCCAUCGGAGAUCAAACUUGGCUGGCGUUACGACGUAGUGCGGUCAAGGCGUUGGGCUGGCAACGGCCUGGAGUUAAUCCUGCUGUCCUCCUUAGCCUGGUGGAACCCAUGGUUGACCCUCAAUUUGUUGCCAUUUCAUGGACUUUUCGGUCGCUGCGUGCUCAGUGCCCUUUGGACUUUUGGGCGGUCAAUGUUUCCCCCCUUGCACAUGGGGACUUGGACUUACCCCCCAAUGCUCCAGCUUCCAUUGCUCUUCAACGUGUCCAGGCGUUGGGUUUCCAAGUGGACCGAGCUGGGUGUGUCAUUGACCAGUUUGGUUCCUUUUGUCUGCAUACGUGCAAUAUCACUGAGGUGGACUUGCGUUUGCAGUGGGCCUGGAAACUCGUGGUAGCUCAGAAAGUUUCCCACCGUUUGGAUUUCAAUGGACUUUGGCAAGUUGACCUGGCUGCUACCAGAAAGGCGCUUGCUGCGCUUGGGCCUGAUGACCAAGCUUUGUACCGCCUGGGGCUGGCUGGAGGUUUGUACACCGAAAGCUACAAGGCCAAAUGGACUGAUCAGGCCGACUGUUGUCAUUGGUGUGGCCAACCUGAUACCCUCAAGCAUCGUUUUUGGGAAUGCCCUCAACAUGGUGACCUGCGUGCCUCGCUUGCUCCAGAUGUCCUCCUUGUCCUUGACCAAUUGCCACCGGUUAUGUCCUUGAGGGGUUGGGCGUUGUUGCCUCCGACUUGGCACUCCUGGAUUCAACUCCUGGUGAAUCUGCCGCCGUGUUCUUUGGGGACGUCUGUUGGAUUUGCCAAGGGGGUCUGGAAUCAUGUGUUCACUGAUGGGUCUUGUCUGUUUCAGUCAUGUCCCCUUUAUCGGUGUGCUGCCUGGUCUGCCACUCUUGUCCCAGCUUUCUGCUCAUCAUGGACUCCAGGAGGGACACGAUUGGUGGGUGCCUCCUACCUGCCAGGUAUUUGCCAGACUGCCUUCAGGGCUGAGUUGUUCGCCGUUGCGUUUACGUUGCACCAAGCAGCUGAACAAGGAGCUCCGGUGAAGAUUUGGACGGAUUGCCUGGGAGUCAUAGCGAAGUACAAUCUGCUGGUCAGAGGCCAUAAGAAACUGAACCCCAACAGAAGUAAUGCUGAUUUGUGGGCGUGGGUACUUCAGUCAGCAGACAGGCUUGGGCGACAGUACAUUGAAUUGUGCAAGGUGCCAGCACACCGGCCACUUUCUAGUGCUACGACAAGGUUUGAGGCUUGGAUGUUUUUCAACAAUGACAUUGCAGACAGAGCGGCUCGGAUGGCCAAUCAGGCCAGGCCCCCUUGUUUCUGGGACAUUUGGGAAGCGCAUGCCCAGGCUACAGGUGUUGCCGCUACGUUGUUUCAGCAGGUACAAGCAUUGCAUUUGGCUGUGGGGAGGCGACAGGUCCAGAGUCAGGUCAGUGAUGAACCCGGCGAUCCUGACUCUGGACCUGUCCGCCACACCAGAGAGUUUGUGACAGUGUUUGAGCGUGGUAGCUGGAAUGGAUCGUUGUUACCAAAAGUGACCAGAUUGUAUGGUACAUCAGUCAUGCAGAAGAUCAACAAGUGGUUCAUGGCGCGGUUGGCGCCUUCAGCUGACGUGGUUUGGGUAUCGUUUGCACAGUUGUACCUGGACUUUCAGAUGUCAGUUGGACACCCUGGUCCUCUUCGUGUUCAAAACCACUGGAUUGACGCUGACCAGAGGCCAUAUUUGGCGGUGGAAACCUUUUCGUUCAAGCAGCGGACCAAAUGGUUCAGACAAUGCCUCAAACAUCUCUGGAAGGAAGCAGCCUUGACAGUUGGGCUGGAGCAGUGUCGACCACGAUCUGUGGCGAUUCAUGCCUUUCUCCCAUCAGCUUCGCUCCCAUGGGACACCCAUGCUCUGGCUGUCGUGGAUGAGUGGCUUGGAGCCCAUCUUCGUGACCCUUGCGCUCGCGAAGCUAGCGCUUUGAACAGUUUGCCUCCACCGACGAAGUGUGGCAGACUGCAAGUCUGA